This is a messenger RNA of Struthio camelus australis, 2976 nucleotides long. NCBI's taxonomy places the organism in Eukaryota, Metazoa, Chordata, Aves, Struthioniformes, Struthionidae. The record is from RefSeq and is a predicted model, not a curated record.
CUCCACGCUUCGCCCGUGCCCCGUGGAUGCCCAGCUGCUUGCAUCUGCACGUCCGACCUCCUGAGCUGCACCCAGCAGAUGUUGCAGCAGGUCCCUCGAGCGCUGCCCCCCACCACAACCACGCUGGAUCUCAGCCACAAUGCCCUCACCCAGCUCCAUGACUGCUGGCUGGCUGCCCUCCCACACCUUGAGGCCCUCCACAUGAGUCACAAUCAGAUUAAAGACCUUUCUCCGCAGGCCUUCCACAAUGCCUCCUACCUGCGGCAUCUCGACAUGUCCUCCAACCACCUGCAUGCCGUCAAGACACACUACUUUGAUGCGCUGGUGAGCUUAGAAGAGCUUCUGCUCUACAACAACCAGAUUGCCCGAGUAGAUGAAAAUGCUUUUGCCAAGCUCAGUGGCUUGCGGAAAGUUUACCUGAGCUGGAAUAACCUUACCAAUUUCCCCUUCCGCUCAGUGCAAGGUCUCGGCAACUACAGCCUCCGCACACUGGACCUCUCCUCCAACAACCUGAGUCACAUCCCUGUGGAGGAGCUGGCAAUGUUGCCUGAAAACAUCAGGAACGGCUUGUAUCUGCACAACAAUCCCAUGAGGUGCAGCUGUGCGCUCUACCUGAUGCUCCAGAGGUGGACGCAGCAAGGUUUCAGCUCUGUGAAGGACUUCUUUGAGGAACACACUUGCAAGGUUUCUGACAACGUGCCCCGAUCCCUGAUUAAGUUCCUCAAAUACAGCCAGAUGUUUGAGAACUGCUCAGCGAGCCCUGAAAACCUGCACCCCCUGCCUUUCCCAGUGCUUGUGGGAGAGGCCCUCCUGAUCACCUGCAAUGCCAGCCUGCCGGAGACAGCCACCACCUACAUGUGGAUCUCCCCUUACUAUGAGCCCAUCAAACACCCGGGCAACAGCAACCGCUCCUUAGAGGUCUACCGCAAUGGCAGCCUAAAGAUCAUGGCGGCCAAGCCCUGGCACUCAGGGGUUUAUGUGGGCCUGGCCAUCAGCAGCCCCCAAAAUUUCAGCAGGAUGUGUGAAGUCAAUGUGACUGUCCACUAUCCCAAGCCAGAUGGGGAGACUUUCAGCACAGGCCUCACAACCCUCUUGGGGUGCAUAGUCAGUCUGCUGCUUGUGCUCAUUUACUUAUAUCUCACACCAUGCCGCUGCCUGAAGUGCUGCAAGAAACCAGCUCCUCUCAGCCCUCCACAAGAGUGCAGCGCCCAGUCCUCCAUCCUCAGCACCACUCCGCCAGCUUCAGAUGGGCCAAACCGCAAGGUCAGCACCAACAAGCACGUGGUCUUCCUUGAGCCCAUCAGGGAGACGCAGAAUGGCAAGAUUCGCCUGGCCCCUGGCGAAGAGUUCCCUGAUGCCAAGCACCCCAAAGUGCUGCAGCUCAAGUCAGACUCAGAGUCCAUCAGCUCUGUCUUCUCGGACACCCCCAUUGUGUCAUAGCAGGGAUGAGAACUGGAGCCUCCCGAGAGCUGGAUCUGCCUGGAAGAGCUGUGUUUUCCUCCAUCACUGCUAAAAGGAGGAUUAUCAAGCACUCCUACUUCCUCACUUGACUGCUACCUGUGAGGGCAAACCUGCGUCUCCCACAGCUGCUUCAUCCAUGAGCCCCUCGUACGCUUUGGGCUCAGCAGGUACACUGGUGCCCAGCAAGAGCUCCUUGUGUAAGUCACUGGCAACUGCCUCUUUAGGGUGAAUGGUAACACUAAUUAACCUAGCACUUCUGAGAACCAAGCCCGCUUUGUGCAGGUAGUUGAACUUUAACAGUGACAGAAAGGCUAGCUGGCUGCCACAUCCCCAGGUACAUGAAACGCAACCCAAGCGCCACCGCCAUAGAUCCCCCACCCUAACCCUAGCAAUAGCCGUGAACAGUGUUUUUGGGUUGGGGGGGUGGGGGGUGGGGGGCACCAUCCUUGCUCGUGCCCCUGAGCCCGUGGGGGCCAGAAGUGCCACCAGCCUCCCCCAGCCUGCGCCGGAGCACAUUGGCAGUGCUGUGGCCCAGAGCAGAGGGUCUGCAAGCCUGUUGCAAGGGGAGCUGGGCUCCCUCUCGGUGCUGCCUGGAGCAGCCAGUGCCACAUAUUCAGCUGUCAUCAAGGGGGAGUUCGGUAAGUGCUCCCUCACUGAACAUGUCUGUGCAGGGAAGAGGGCUUUCAGCCCUAGAAAAGCUAUUCAGCUAAGUAAAAUGUUACAAGCUUUUGCCUCUUAACAUGCCCAAGAAGCUGUAAAUGGUAAAGACAGGCAUGUAUUAGGUGAUGUGAUACAGCGCCUAGACCCGCAAUGCUCAGAGCUCCCCAGGCCACCAAGGACGAUGAGGUCUCAGAUGCACCAUCCUCCCUUCUCUGUUUCUCCUUGAGACGGACAAACACGCUGCUAAAGCACAGCUAUUUAGGCAGUAAUCUAAUAAGUGUAUCGAUAAAUGUGAGUAAUCUCUCCUCUCUUGGGUCAUAAUUCUUUAGUUACAUUUGAAUAAAAAAAAAAAACAAAAAAAAGCCUAUUUUUUUUUAAGCUUACACUAGCCUGAGUGUCUCCUUGUCCUUGCAGGGGACUGGUGCAGAGCUGCCCUGGCCUCUCCUGGGUGCAGCUGUGGGAGCUACUUUCUGCCGCCCUUUUUGCCAGGAGCCUGCUUGGUUUGGGGGAGGGAGCCCCAAAUUUCCUGCUGACCCAGCACAUAGAGUCAGGCAUCAGUGGCUGUGAUUCACAAUGGGCUCACAGCCUCUUUUACUGUCAAAUAGAAUUAAGUUUGCCAGGGGGGUUAAAUGUGCAGAGAUAGAGCUGGCAGCCCAGGGCCGGUGAGAGGAGUGUCAGGUCACUUGUCCCCCAGGAGAGCAGGGCUCCAAAUUGACAGCUUGGGAAUUGGGGAGGGAGCAGCGCUGACUGACACACGAGUGGCAAGAGUCAUCUCCAGACCCCAAAAGGGAGAAGCCAGGAUUUAGACCUGGGGAAGAAACACCUUUGGGAAAUACUUCAGCCUUUCCUCUGGGG